This is a messenger RNA of Oryza brachyantha (malo sina), 1360 nucleotides long. RefSeq names its product GDP-fucose transporter 1-like. Gene Ontology annotation, molecular function: antiporter activity; GDP-fucose transmembrane transporter activity. Gene Ontology annotation, cellular component: Golgi apparatus. The record is from RefSeq and is a predicted model, not a curated record. Lineage: Eukaryota; Viridiplantae; Streptophyta; Magnoliopsida; Poales; Poaceae. The transcript has a single exon. Bases 15 to 1049 code for a protein of 344 amino acids.
UCUCCACUCUUCGUAUGGCGAAACAGAACUACGCAACUAGCAGCCUUGUGAUAGGCUAUGCCUUGUGCUCAAGCUUACUUGCAAUCAUUAACAAGUAUGCAGUCACAAAGUUUGGUUAUCCUGCUCUGCUGACUGCAUUGCAGUACCUGACAUCUGCUGGUGGUGUUUGGAUCCUUGGAAAGCUAGGCUUUCUCUGCCAUGACCCCUUCAACCUGGAGAAUGCCAAGAAAUUCGCGCCAGCCGCGGUCGUCUUCUACCUUGCCAUUUUCACUAACACAAACCUCCUCUACCAUGCCAAUGUGGACACUUUUAUAGUGUUCAGAUCCUUGACUCCGCUUCUGGUUGCGAUUGCCGACACCGCCUUCCGGAAGCAACCGUGUCCUUCCAAGCUCACAUUCUUUUCCCUUGUGGUCAUAUUGGGAGGAGCAGUCGGCUAUGUGAUGACAGAUUCAGCAUUCAGCCUCACGGCCUACUCAUGGGCGCUUGCCUAUCUGGUGGUCAUAACAACUGAGAUGGUGUACAUCAAGCACAUUGUCACAAACCUGGGGCUUAACACUUGGGGCUUUGUGCUCUACAACAACCUUCUCUCGCUGAUGAUGGCGCCGAUCUUUUGGUUUCUGACGGGGGAGUACAAGUCGGUUUUCGGGACAACAGGAUCAAGGGAAGAAGGCUGGUUUCAGGUUGAUGCCUCUGUGGCAGUGGCCUUGUCAUGUGUGUUUGGAUUGCUCAUCAGUUUCUUCGGUUUCGCAGCGAGGAAGGCGAUCUCGGCAACAGCAUUUACAGUCACCGGGGUUGUCAACAAGUUCCUCACCGUGGCCAUCAAUGUUGUGAUCUGGGACAAGCAUUCCAGUCCAUUUGGUUUGAUUUGCUUGCUCUUCACCAUUGCUGGUGGAGUUCUCUACCAGCAAUCAGUCACAAAGAAGGGAAACAAUGUGGUGCAGCGUGAACCGGCAGCAUCAUCUGAGCAAACUGAAGAUGAUAAAGAGAGCACUGAGCUUGAUGAGGAGAAACAAAGCUUGGUUCCAUCUCCUAAAGGAUCAGAUGUAUGAAUUACGUGCUUAGAUUUACAUUAACUUCAUCCUAUAAUCUUGAAAUAGGCUUCUUUUUUUUUCUUUUGUAUUGUGAAUCCUCGCAACAAAUCACACGUACGCGAUACCAUCUGGUAGCAGUAUUGUUCUAGAAUGAACUCCUGCUUGUGUUACUCAAUUUCUUCAGGAAUACAGAUAGGUUUUGCUGCUGUUUUUUUUUUCUUAUGGAAUGGCAGUCAUGCCAAUUGUAAACUUGUAAUGCACUGCUAAUAUGGAAAUCGCCUAUUAUAGCUGACAAAACUGAUUGUUGAACAUGGGUUUCUCAUAUUGUC